Molecule: messenger RNA, 3362 nt
Organism: Calliphora vicina (urban bluebottle blowfly)
Lineage: Eukaryota; Metazoa; Arthropoda; Insecta; Diptera; Calliphoridae
Gene: Hayan
Product: hayan
Exons: 9
Coding region: 208-3162 (984 amino acids)
Biological process (GO): proteolysis
Molecular function (GO): serine-type endopeptidase activity
Source: RefSeq, a predicted model, not a curated record
UGUUGCUGAGACGUGUUUUAGAGCGGUUGUGUUUUUGCCUGGUCAACAAACGUAUUUUGAAGCGGUCUAACGACUGACCGUUUAAUUAAUACAUUUUAAUCAAUAAUAAACUCUCAACAAUUUUACUAAAUAAACAAUUGGAAAAUAAUUUAAGUUAAUUAACAUAUCAAAACGAUAAGACUAAAUUUGAAUAAAAAACCAAAGAAAAUGCUAACACGAAUGUUCAAGAAUAGAAAUGAAUUUAAACAUUCAAGGCCACAGCUAAUGGUGAUGAUGAUGAUGAUGCACUGGACACUGAUAAGCAUCAUGCUGUUGCAACAAAUGAAAACAACAGACGCUGUCAAAUUCAAAGGCGAUAAUUGUAUGACCAAAAAUCAACCAGGUAUUUGUAAAGAAUGGGGCGAAUGUCCCAUUAUAAAAACUUUAAUCGAAAGUGGCGAAUAUACAAAUCGCCAGGUAGUAAGUUGUGGUUUUGGCAUAAGAGAAGAGUUAAUUUGUUGCCCGGUCAUUCGAACUGAUCAAACUACUGAAACGACCACUGUGACAAAUGAAGAUCGUUUUAUAGUACCAACGACCACUCAAGCUCCCGUAAGAGAUUUUUGGUUAGAUUUAUUGGAAAAUACAACAAGCUCCACCACAUCAGCUCCCGACUUUUGGUUAGAUUUAUUGUCAACGACACCACCAACCACCACUACAACUAGCACCACCCUAAAACCCUUAAUUGUAGGAGAACAAAGAUUAAAUGAAAGUUCGGAAUAUUUCGAUUUUAAUGCGUUAUUAACUGGAAAUCAAAAUGGUGGAGCCAAGUCGGAACGGCAAACAGCAGCGGGGGGUAAUAGACCAAAUAAUAAUCCCGCUAAUGUGGGUUUCGUGGGUGGGAAUGGUAAUGGCAAUGGUCGUGGUCAUGCCAAUUUAAACACUGGACCAGUCAAUAUAAAUCAAUGGAAUUUUGAAUCACAAAAUAAUGGUAGAGGCAAUAAUGGUCAAACUACUUUUAGAGGAAAUGGCAAUGGAAAUUUUGGUAGAGGCCAGCAAAACAAUAAUGGAAGAGGUCAAUUAAAUGGUCAACAAAAUUUUGGUAGAGGCCAGUUGAAUGGCCAGCAAAGUAAUAAUGGCAGAGGUCAACAAAAUAAUGGGCGUGGACAUAACAAUGGCAGGGGUAGAACUGGCAAUGGAAAUCAAAAUCAAAAUCGAGGUUUUAUCUUUCCCGAAAACGAUAUGAAACCCAACCAAUUGUUUGAAAAUGUUAAUACUCCAAAUCUUAGGCCUGGUAGGCCAGUAAAUACCAUGCAAGAACAGAAUCCAAAUAUUCAAGUUGCUAAUAAUCUCAUUAACAACAAUAAUGCCGAAAAUAGUAAUAAUGAGGAUAGUAGAAUAGAGAAUCUUAUCAAGGAUAUUUUUGAUACUUCCAACCCCACAAAUGAUAAUUCUCAAGCUGCUACAACCAGUAACCAAGAAAAAACGCCUGAAAUAAAUAUUGAUGAUUCUAUAGCAAGUAUUUUCAAUGUCCAAAAGCCUAACACUCCUCCGUCUACUUCGACAAAUCCUGCACAAAUUGUAAACAAUCCUCAACCCGUGAUGUGGUUAACUCCUCAAGAUAAUCAUAACAAUCAUGGAGUGGAGGUGUUAGAUCUUAAUGCACCUCAUCAGCAAAUAGAAUUUAUAAAUCCCCAUGCUCCAGGACAUUUUCAAAUUAUACCUGCCGUAGAGCAUCAGGUGGCUGGCAAUGAUCUGGAUGUAGCACCAUCCACUAGUUUCAUACAACAACCUGUAGUGGUAGAGACUUGGUCUAAUAAUCCCAUUCACACACCCCAGUUCAAUCCCGUGCAAAUGGUUUAUGAAAAUCUAGUCAAUUCGGGCAUGGAUAUUGUUAAAGCCCAGGCGGAUGAAGUCGAACAUGUGUAUAAUCAACAGCAACAGCAGUUUGUGCAACAACCACAAUUUGGUCAACAUGGUUCACAUGUGGUAGUGGUGCAACCUCAACAGCAUUCGCAACAGUUUGUGCAACAACCUCAAUUUAUUUACCAACAACCCUUGGCGCCACAACAUUUUGGCCCACAAACAUCACCACAGUUUGUUGAACAAUCUGAAUCUGCCGGAAAAGGGCCCCGAUCCACCUCACCACUGCAACAGUUUGUGCAGCAGCCUAACAGUGGCUCGACUCUGAAUUUUCAGUCUCCACCCACUCAAAUCUUGGAUCCAUUCAAACCAUUUCAAUUCCGCCCAUCGCCAGAUGACGAAAACACGUUCUUCGACGACAAUAAUUCUUUAAGUCCAAAUACUACACCCCCAAGGCCAGAUGUAACAACAAGUACGGAUAGACCUGCCGUUAGAGCCUGCCGCCGCCUCCGGAAUGGUCUUAACGCUUCUCUGUCUCCCCACAUUUUGGGUGGCACACCCGCCGAACUGGGAGAAUUUCCCCAUAUGGUGGCCAUUGGUUACAGUCGUAUUGGUGGUGACAAUAGACCUCCCUAUGACAUACGUUGUGGUGGCACUUUAAUUGAUAAGCGUUUUGUGUUGACGGCAGCCCAUUGUGUUUCGGAGCGUGAUAAUACACCCUCUAUUGUGCGUAUGGGUGUGGUGAAUUUUACAGAUCCCAUAGAAAUGAGUAACGCUGUUGAAUUGAGAAUAAAGGAAACUUACAUCCAUGAUGAUUAUUUGACACGCUUAACUUAUAACGAUAUUGCCAUAUUGGAACUAGAACGUGAUGUGGAAUAUAGCGAGUACGUUUACCCUGUAUGUUUGUAUACAAAUGAGACAGAUCCGGAUACCCGUAUUAAACUGUGGGUCACCGGUUGGGGUACCGUGAAUACAACCACACGCAGCUUUUCCGACAUACUGCUAAAAGCUCCUUUGCAUACCUCGCCCUUGGAGAAUUGUAAUGAAAGCUUUACGGAAUAUGGUUUAAAUAGAAGAAUACCCGAGGGUAUAAUACGCACACAGUUUUGUGCCGAAGACAAAGAUCAAAUAAAAGAUGCCUGCCAAGGAGAUUCGGGUGGUCCUUUGAAUUUAAUAGUGGAUGAAUCCUAUAAAGACUACCGUUUGGUUGGAGUGGUUUCUUCUGGUUUCGGUUGUGCUUCCUCAACGCCUGGUUUAUAUACUAGAGUGGCUGCUUUCUUAGAUUUUAUAGAGAAAAUUGUAUGGCCCAAUGGUGGAGAUUAAACUUGGCUGCAUAAUACUAAUCUAAGUAACUAAAACAAAACAAACAAAAAAAAAAUAAACAAUUUAAUAAACUAAAGCAAAAAGCAACUAAAUGAAUAAGUGUGAUACGAUUUUGUUUAGCAAAGCAAAUAAAUUAUAUUAAUUAUUUAAGUCUAUAUGUUUUGCCAUACGAUAUGUAAUAAAUCUUUAAAUAAUAAAAA